CCCCCUCCCACCUCCCCGAGCCGCGCAUGCGCAUGGCGGCACUAGUGACGUCACAUGUAAAUACUCUUGUAGUGGAGGUGGCAGGAGAGGACCAAGCCCACACUUUCCUAUGAAUCUGCUUGUGUGCAAAUCGGGCACAGACAUGGCUAGUCUUGAAUUGGAUCCGUUAUUUCGCCGAGGGCUGCGUCUUCUCCAUUCUCGAAGUCGAGACUCUCUAGAUCAGCUGAAGGCCAUUGUAGAUGAAGCAGUCAGACAGCGACAGGGAAAGACCAUACCCCCUAUGAACAAGGAUCCAUUUAGUCUUCGACGUGAGUCUCCAAUACCACGAUCGAAACCUGGCAGUCCAAUUCCUGUUUCCUUUUCCAAGAGAGAGGAAAUAAAAAAGGAUAUGGAGCGAAAAUUGAGUAUGCGUGAUGAUGACAUGAUAAUGCCCAAGAGGCCACGUUUAGAUUCUCCGAGUGCAUUCAAGUCUCACACCCCUUCUCCAACUCCAUCCAUUAAGUCUGAAAGUUCUUCUCGUAGUCGAAAGUCUGAUGAGAGUGAAUCCGAUACAGACAUGAAUGAUCUGGCCAUGGAAAUUAUGGAUGAGGUCAACUGCACAGUUUGCAAGAGUUUUGAAGUGUCUCCACGUAAUCGGUUGGUGGAGUGCCAGGAAUGCCACUCCCUAUACCAUCAAGAGUGCCACAAGCCACCAGUCACCGACCAAGAUGUCAAUGAUCCACGUCUUGUUUGGUACUGUGCUAAAUGCACUAAGACACUUAAAAAACAGACUGCAAUGGUUAACUCCUCUGGAAGUAGUAACUUGAGUGGCACUCGAGGAGUUGGAGGUGGAGGAAUGCCCAGCUUGUCAAGUGGAGGGAAGGGUGGAGGGUCACACACACGUCCCGCUGCCUCACCCACUAAGGGUCUUAAUAGUCUCUCUCGUCCCUCUCCAUUUACUAACCUGUCCUCUGCUUCUGGAAGAAACUUAGGCUCCAACAACAGUGGUGGCAAUAGCAAUGGCAGCAACAAGUCGUCACUGUCAUCAUCGUCAUCAACAAAAUCAUCUGCACCAUCCAACUCCAUGAUUUCUGCUGAGAGGAGAAUGCACUUGAUGAAAAAGAAAGCUGCAGCAAAGAUGGCUGAGAAGCGCAAGUUGUAAAAAGAGUAAAAACCUUCAAAUUAUAAAAUUCCACUAGAAAGUAAUGUGUACAGAGAACUUGAUAUAAGCUUUAAACUUAUGACUGUAAUGUAGAUUAUAUGUGUAUAUUUUCUGAUUACUGUAUUUUAAUUAUGAAAUAAUUCAAGUAGACACUGAAUAAUCAAUUCUUUUAUACAUGAUCAUGCAGGCUCACACUUGCAGGGAUAUUGUGGUCAUGGCUGUAGAGUGCAUUGGUAAUAACUGAAGGGCUUUGUUUAUAGUUUUAUGUUAUUGGCGAGCGGUGUAGACCAAAGAUAGCUUGAAUGUUCUUAUUAGAAAUUACGUUCAUGUUAGCACAGAAGAAACAAUUAGAGCAGGUUUGGUUUUUUUGUACCUUGUCCUAUGAUUUAUUUAUUAGUAUUUAUUUGCUUUCCAGAUCAAAUUUCUUUAUCACUAGUUAUAAGUGUAUGUUUUCACUUUUUGUAUAAAACUUGGCUCGUCAGUUACUGGGCACUAUGUGAAGCUUUGAUGACCUUUUAUGAUAUAUUGAUGUAUAUUAUUAUUAAUAAUUGUGUAAUAAUUGUAUUAAUUUCAGUGACAUUAUUAGUGAAAGAUGUGAUGAAACAUA
Molecule: messenger RNA, 1748 nt
Organism: Procambarus clarkii (red swamp crayfish)
Lineage: Eukaryota; Metazoa; Arthropoda; Malacostraca; Decapoda; Cambaridae
Product: integrator complex subunit 12
Biological process (GO): snRNA 3'-end processing
Cellular component (GO): integrator complex
Source: RefSeq, a predicted model, not a curated record